This is a messenger RNA of Pogona vitticeps (central bearded dragon), 2903 nucleotides long. It is a transcript of the gene HABP2, whose product is annotated as hyaluronan binding protein 2. NCBI's taxonomy places the organism in Eukaryota, Metazoa, Chordata, Lepidosauria, Squamata, Agamidae. The record is from RefSeq and is a predicted model, not a curated record. Gene Ontology annotation, biological process: blood coagulation; proteolysis. Gene Ontology annotation, molecular function: serine-type endopeptidase activity; calcium ion binding.
AGUUGGAAAAAAGAAAGCCUUUUUCAGAAACGGAAGACAGCCUCUCCUAAAAUCAUGAUUAAUUGUUUUAUCUGUAUGCCAAUACUUCCUCUGAUUCUCUUUGUUGGGAAUACACCUAUCUGUUGUUCUGGCGUCCUGUCAUCAUGGCUUGACCAAAUAACUGACUCAGCUGAUGAUUAUUACUAUGAAUACAGCACUGAAUACACACAGGCGGAAGUGACUGAUCCUGGAUCUAGUUCUCCUGCUACAUAUCCUGACUGGUUUGAUGAGUACUUAGAUUAUGAUGUAAAUCCCUGCCAGGCCAAUCCAUGUCAGAAUAAUGGAGUGUGUGAAAGGAGCAAAAACAGCUAUAAAUGUCGUUGCCCUGAACCUUAUACAGGAUCUAAGUGCGAGAAGGUGAAGAAUACCUGUGAAACAAUAAACUGCAAUAGAGGAGAUUGCCUUGUGACUUUAGAAGCUCCUUAUUAUCGGUGCCAUUGCAGACACCCUUACAAAGAACCAUUUUGUGGGAAAGCAAAAUCCGCUUGUCGACCAAAUCCUUGCAAAAAUGGAGGCACCUGUAAGAGACACAGGAUAAGAUCCAAGUUUAGCUGUAUAUGCCCUGAGCCAUUUAGAGGAAAAUUCUGUGAAAUAGGAAGUCAAGAUUGUUUCGAAGGAAAUGGCCAUACAUAUAGAGGAAAUGUUAGUGGAACAGUGCUCCAGAAAACUUGCCUUCAAUGGAAUUCUCACCAUCUUUUAGAUAAUAGUUACAAUGCUUUUAUGGAAGAUGCCAACUUUUACGAUCUUGGUGACCAUAACUACUGCAGGAAUCCAGAUGGUGAUGAGAAGCCCUGGUGUUUUGUCAAAGUGAAUAACAAACUGAAAUGGGACUUCUGCGAUGUUUCCCCAUGCCCAGCAUCAGCACAGUCACCUAGGAAUAGAGCUGUCACUACCUAUAAUCAUGCAGAGAAUGAUGCGCGCAGUACCUGUGGAAAACCAGAGAUAGUAGGACCAUACAAGAGGAUCUAUGGUGGUGCCAAAACAGUCCCUGGCAAGCAUCCCUGGCAAGCUUCUGUGCAGAGGAAGUUUUCAAUGGGUCUCUUUUUGUCAGAAGGACACUACUGUGGAGGAGUACUGAUCGAGCCAUGCUGGGUUCUUACUGCUGCGCAUUGUAUUAUAACAGAAGCACGGACUCUCCGAGUGUCUCUUGGAAAACAAGACCUCUGUAGGAAAGAGCACCACGAACAAAUGUUUGAUGUAGAAAAGAUCAUUAAACAUGGACACUACACAGAACGGGAAAACAUCCCAUACAAUGACAUUGCACUGUUGAAGCUGAAACCAACUGGUGGCCAUUGUGCAGUGGAAACAAAAUAUGUGAAACCAGUCUGCUUACCCAAUUCACCAUUUCCUGAUGGCACAGAAUGCUACGUAUCAGGUUGGGGUGAGACAGAAAUAGGUGAAUCAUCUCAUCAGCUGUUAGAUGCCAGAGUAAAGCUGAUUUCCCAGAUGCAGUGUAACGCACCGAGUGCAUAUAAUAACAGACUGGAUGAAAGCAUGCUUUGUGCAGGAAAUCUUCAGAGAACAAGAGCUGAUACUUGUCAGGGAGAUUCAGGAGGGCCUUUAACUUGCAUUAAAAAUGGUUCUUAUUAUCUCUAUGGAAUUGUGAGCUGGGGAGACCAGUGUGGAUUAAAAAAUAAACCAGGAGUUUAUACUCGAGUCACAAGAUUUCUCAACUGGAUCCGUACAAAAAUUCAACAUGAGUCCAAUUCCCACAACUAAGAAAGACCUUUCAGAAAUGAAGAGGAAGACAGAGCAAUCUAACAUCAGGUUGAAGAGAAGAUCCUCCACAGAGUGACCUCUAUCUAGAAACACGGUAGCUACAGGAAGCCAACACAGAAAAUAUGAUUUAUUAACCUUUCCCCCCUCCCUCACACCCUUCCUGUUUUUGGCUUUAUGUUCCCUUCCACUGAAACCAGCAGGAAGGAAUAAGCUUAUGACAUCCUAGGGCCUCAGACAGGAACCUGUGGCUUCAUGGUGCAUGUGUCUGCAAAGAGGCUGAAGUCAUGUGAAGUCACUCAUGCAAUACUCUCCGAAUGCUGUAUUAUGGCCAUCAGAAUUGCACCUACAAAGCUUCCUGGGAGUUAAGUUGGCGCCUCCAGAGUAGACAUUCUCUGCCAGUGGAGCACAUAACAGAUGAUCCUUUACCCUCCACACUUCCAAGCAAUCUGCUAUUUAAAGUAUUAACAAGCAGGAAUAAAAUAGUAACAAAUCACAUGAAAAGGACUACACAUCUUGGAAAGCAUGAGCCACACUUGAUACCUUAUAAAACCCAUGAGACUUAACAUGAUCUCAAACUUCUUGGACUCAGUGACACUUAGAUACAUUUGGAUUUCUCGAGACUAUACUCUUGACUAUUGCAGUCUCAGGCUGGCCCCACAGAUCAUGAAAACAUGUGCCAAUAAAAGCAGCAUUACAGCAUAAAAGACAGGUUGGUAGGUAUUUUUCAUAUCAUAUCAUCCUUGCUUUUCAGGAAAAACUCAAGGAAACAUAUGUGUAAGAAUCAUAUGCCCAGAAGCUCCAGCCAAUUGCAACUCCUUGCUGCAUAUUUCUCACAUUUUUGAACACAAAUGUCUUGUCAAUUGGUAGAGAAAAGUCAUGGAUGGCAUAACAGCCUAUGACACAGGAAAAGGUUGUCUGAAUUAGUUGUACAGUGGUCCUCAGACUGCAGUACCAAUGUAGUGUUGUAUUAGAAGAAUAUCCACUAGUCGAUAGCUACUACAAAAGGUAUCCUUUCCCUUAGCUUCACAUAUCUUACAGGGUUACUGUGGAAUAAAUUGGUGGAAAAUGAAACUUAUAUACUUAAGUUUCUUGGACAAAGGUUGAAUGUAAAAGUAAGUAAUUAAACAAAAAAUUUAAAAAAAUAA